ACCGGCGCCACUCGAGUGCCCUUCGCAGGCCCGGCGGGAAGGGCCGGUCAGCAGAGGGCGAGGCGGCGGCGAGCACCUCCCGCCCCGGAGGAGCCCCCGGGCCCCAGCGCCUCCCCGCAGCCCCGGGGCCGGGCGGGGCGGGGGCGCUGCCGGCCCGGCCCCGGAAGGCUGGUGUGGUUCCGGGCCGCGCGGCGCCAUGGACUCGCUGUGGCGGCUGAAGCGGUUCGAUGCGUUCCCCAAGACCCUGGAAGACUUUCGGGUCAAGACGUGCGGGGGCGCGUUGGUGACGGUUGUCAGCGGGCUCAUCAUGGUGCUGCUGUUCUUCUCGGAGCUGCAGUACUACCUCGCCAAGGAGGUUCAUCCGGAACUGUACGUUGACAAAUCGAGGGGAGACAAGCUGAAGAUCAAUCUAGAUGUUAUUUUCCCACAUAUGCCUUGUGCUUACUUGAGCAUCGAUGCCAUGGACGUAGCAGGAGAGCAGCAGCUGGAUGUUGAGCACAAUCUGUUUAAACAACGUUUGGAUAAAGCUGGCAAUCGUGUGACUCCAGAGGCUGAGAGACACGAGCUGGGGAAAGAAGAAGAAAAAGUGUUUGAUCCAAAUUCUUUGGAUGCCGAUCGCUGCGAGAGCUGUUACGGGGCAGAGUCAGAGGACAUUCGGUGUUGCAAUACUUGUGACGACGUCAGAGAAGCAUACAGGCGGCGAGGCUGGGCCUUCAAGAACCCCGAUACCAUAGAGCAGUGCAAGAGGGAAGGGUUUAGCCAGAAAAUGCAAGAGCAGAAGAACGAGGGCUGCCAAGUGUAUGGCUUCCUGGAGGUCAACAAGGUAGCUGGAAAUUUCCACUUUGCACCAGGAAAAAGUUUUCAACAGUCUCAUGUACACGUGCACGCUGUUGAGAUUCACGAUCUGCAGAGCUUUGGACUCGAUAACAUCAAUAUGACACACUACAUCAAACAUCUCUCGUUUGGAAGGGAUUAUCCAGGCAUUGUGAACCCUCUGGAUGGGACGGAUGUCACUGCACAGCAAGCUUCCAUGAUGUUUCAGUAUUUCGUCAAAGUGGUCCCUACAGUGUAUAUGAAAGUAGAUGGUGAAGUGGUGAGGACUAACCAGUUUUCGGUGACACGACAUGAGAAGAUAGCCAACGGGCUACUGGGAGACCAGGGUCUGCCUGGUGUGUUUGUGCUGUACGAACUUUCGCCCAUGAUGGUGAAGCUGACAGAGAAACACAGGUCCUUCACUCACUUUCUCACAGGAGUUUGUGCCAUCGUUGGAGGCAUCUUUACAGUUGCAGGAUUCAUUGACUCCUUGAUCUAUCACUCAGCACGUGCCAUCCAGAAGAAAAUUGAACUUGGGAAGACAAUAUAAAUAAGCAACGACCUCACCCCACAAAAAAAACUCUAAGGAGAACUAAACAGGUUUUUCAAAACACAAGUGAUGCACAAGAGAAGAGGUUUGGAAUUACCAGAUGGCCCGGACCACUGCCCCGUCAUUCCUCGGCAUUAAUUUGUGGACGGAACUCUUUGAACGUUGCUGCUAUAAAGAUUGGCCGCCUGGUCUGGCUGUGCAGACCCUACUGUAAAAACCCCUUUGUGUCAGUCCACUUUCAGCCGGUUCUACCCCUGCCCAAAAGGGCUGCUGGAGAUGCUGCGUUCUGUUCCCCUCCAGACCCGGGAUGGAUUCAGGUUGCCACCAAACAAGCUUUCUAGCGGCACCAUCCAGCUUUCUAGUUUUCCCUAAACAUGUUUUGAGUGUUCUGAUGCUGUACGCCAGACCCCUGGGGAAAAUGUGCCCGAUCCCACACACUUUCCUUCCAGCUGUCCUGGGCAACUGGGAUGCGCUUACAGAACAGGGGGCGAUGCAUUUGCUCCAGGUUCCUCUUAAGAAAGAUGCAAUUUAAUGUUUCAGGAAAAACAAAAGUGGAGUUUUAAUUGAUUUUUAAAUUGGAGUGUGUUUUUCACUUCCUCUCUGUUUAUAUUUCGAAAUAAAGUCCAUCCUCUGUGUGUUUUGGUACAGCAUUUGAAAGAAAAAUUAAAUUAUUUGAACUAA
Molecule: messenger RNA, 2044 nt
Organism: Columba livia (rock pigeon)
Lineage: Eukaryota; Metazoa; Chordata; Aves; Columbiformes; Columbidae
Gene: ERGIC3
Product: ERGIC and golgi 3
Exons: 14
Coding region: 197-1363 (388 amino acids)
Biological process (GO): retrograde vesicle-mediated transport, Golgi to endoplasmic reticulum; endoplasmic reticulum to Golgi vesicle-mediated transport
Cellular component (GO): endoplasmic reticulum; COPII-coated ER to Golgi transport vesicle; endoplasmic reticulum membrane
Source: RefSeq, a predicted model, not a curated record